This is a messenger RNA of Racocetra fulgida, 211 nucleotides long. The record is from the annotation of a GenBank genome assembly. Lineage: Eukaryota; Fungi; Glomeromycota; Glomeromycetes; Diversisporales; Gigasporaceae.
CCCAAUUUAUUUAAAAGAAAGUAUUCCUUAUAUCUUAGGAUCUAUAGGUACCUUGGUAUUUGAUCUAACUAUAUUUUUACAAUGGUAUUAUUGGAAGAAUCGUGAAGACUUUGAAUUAAAUAAAGAAGGUGUUGAUGGUGUUGAAUAUAGUAGACUACCACUGGGUGAUGGUGGGUUUAGAAAUAGUGAUGAUGGAAUUGAUGAAAUUUAA